Messenger RNA from Arabidopsis lyrata subsp. lyrata, 1585 nucleotides. Its product is annotated as FBD-associated F-box protein At1g66320-like. The record is from RefSeq and is a predicted model, not a curated record. The coding region runs from base 70 to 1440 and encodes 456 amino acids. Gene Ontology annotation, molecular function: protein binding. Lineage: Eukaryota; Viridiplantae; Streptophyta; Magnoliopsida; Brassicales; Brassicaceae. The transcript has 3 exons.
UUUAGGGUUAAUAGUUAUCGUUUCAUGUUCACCUACUCUUUGCCGCUUUCAUCGCAAUUUUGAAGGUACAUGGACGAAGACGGAGAGAAACGUGUUCUUACCAAACGAUCAUGUUCUCCUGAAUCUUCCGACAAAAGAUCUGGUGAUGAAGUUGAUUGGGUAAGAGAUUUGCCCGAAUCUUUGCUUUCUCAUGUUCUCCUGAAUCUUCCGACAAAAGAUGUGGUUAAGAGUAGUGUCUUAUCCACCAAAUGGAGACAUCUCUGGAGGUAUGUUCCUGGUUUGGAUUUAGAUCAUCGUGAUUUCACGGAAUUCAAUGCUCUUGUGAGUUUUAUCGAUAGCUUUCUGAGUUUCAACCGUGACUCAAGCUUAAACAAGUUCAAGCUAAGAAUUUAUAUGGAUAAUGAUCGGGAUGAGGAGACUAAUAAUGCUCAUAUGGCGCGGUGGAUCAACGCUGUUGUUACGCAGAAAGUUCAGCAUCUCGAUCUUACAUGGGCUCCAGUAGAGGUACCUCCAAUACUUUAUAUGUGUAAGAGCUUGGUCUCUUUAAAGCUUUGUGUCGUAGUCUUGCCAAAUCUUGAGUGUAUGUCUUUACCGCAUGUCAAAGUUCUCGAUCUAGAAUGGGUUAUGUAUGCAAAUGAGUUGGCUUUGGAAAUGCUUAUCUCAGGCUGCUCAGUUCUCGAAAGCUUAAGUUUCUGCAAAUGUCCAAUUGACAAUGUAAAAGUUUUACGUGUGAGGUCUCAGUCUCUAUUGAGCUUCAACUAUUACGGCCCCAGUUGCCAUGAGCUUCAUUAUAAAGAUCUAAUAGUUGAAAUUGAUGCUCCCAAGCUUGAGGAUCUCAAGCUCUCUCAUGAUACAACUGCAAGUUUCAUUAUAAAGAAUUCGAGUUCCCUUGUAAAGGCGGAUAUCAAUAUUGAGUUCAACUUUUGUGUGGGAAAAAAGUUUGAUCCGAAGAAUCUGCCAAAGAGAAAAAUGAUUGGUAAUUUUCUUGCCAGGAUCUCUAAUGUCAAAAAACUUAGCAUCGGUCCAUGUACUCUUGAGAUCAUUUAUGAUUACUCAAGAUGUGAACCACUGCGUUUAUUUCGUAACCUAUCUUCCCUGAGUGUUAACUUCUAUGACGACAGAUGGGAGAUAUUGCCAUUCUUUCUUGAGUGCUGCCCGAGUAUAAAAUCUCUUGUCGUGGACUCUACUUAUUAUCCAAAGGAGAGAACUAAUAUUUUAUCUCGACCUCGGCGUCUCCUAUCAUCUCUCGAGUAUGUUAAGAUACAACCGUCAUUGGACAGGAUGGAGAUGAAAUUAGUGAGUUACUUACUUGAGAACUCACCAAUCCUCAAGAAAGUGACUCUAUGUUUGGAAGGUUGUUCCAGAAAGGAAUCUGUCAUCCUCAGAGAACUCCUUACCAUUCCAAGACGCUCUAGCUCAUGCCAAGUUGUCGUCCUCUGAUCCUCCUUGUUGACCGAACAUAUAAGGUUGUGUUUCUGUACUUUUAUUAAUGUGAACUCUGUGGUUUCCUUGUCUAUUAUGGUGACUUUGUUGUGUCGUAGAUCUGUAAGAAGAUCAUAUGUUUGUCUUAAAUGUUUCAAUUGAA